Messenger RNA from Acanthochromis polyacanthus (spiny chromis), 2016 nucleotides. RefSeq names its product dynein 2 intermediate chain 2 (gene dync2i2). Gene Ontology annotation, cellular component: cytoplasmic dynein complex; ciliary plasm. Gene Ontology annotation, molecular function: dynein light chain binding; dynein heavy chain binding. NCBI's taxonomy places the organism in Eukaryota, Metazoa, Chordata, Actinopteri, Pomacentridae. Bases 370 to 1893 code for a protein of 507 amino acids. The transcript has 9 exons. Gene Ontology annotation, biological process: intraciliary transport. The record is from RefSeq and is a predicted model, not a curated record.
CCCCAACAGGCAUUAGCGGUCGAUGCGGCGUCUACUCUUUAUAUAUGUCUAUGGUGACAACCCCCAACAAGCAGUUGCGGUCGAUGCGGCGUCUACUCUUUAUGUCUAUGGACAACACGCCCAAACCCCAAUAACAGAAAAGCUUACUGGAGUAAGAAGCUGAAGUGAUCGCGGGAUUUGUCUCUUGUCUCGCGACAGCCUCUUCGUAACCACGGAAACACCACUGAGCGUAAAAUGGCUCCGGGAGCGUCCAACGCUGAGAUGUAGGAAAACGACAGAAAACAGAUAGCGUUAAGUCAGAGCGCCUUUUAAAAACGUGGUCAGUGUUUCUGAAUAUGAACGCGUUUCCUUUAUAGCAGGUUAACUAUCAUGUUUACUGACGAAGUCUUGGACUCAGUGAGCGUCCAGUCACUGUGGAGGAAGUCUCAGCAGGCGGCGCAGGAGUCGAAAGGCUGUCAGACCAGAGCAGUGCACAGUGCUGAGGCAGUGGUGCAGACUGUGUGCAAAACCAUUAGUUCUACUCAGACUGAGCCACAGGACCAGGAGACAGAGCAGCUUCUGCUUCUCCUACAGAACCGUGAUGAGCCAGAGCCACCCGGCCCGAGGGGCUUCCUGCAGCGCGUUGAGGAUAUGGUUAUCAGAGAGUUGGUGAAUAAUGCCAAAAGUCAUGCUUUUGAUGGGUUGCUGGUGAACUGGGAAAACUACAGUCAGCAGGUUUCCUGCCUGCAUUGUCUUCAACAUCCAAGGGCCCAAGAAAAAGGAUUUCAUGUUACCAGUGUGUCCUGGAGUUGUACAGGUUCAGUUAUUGCCUGUGCCUAUGGUCGGAUUGACGAUGGUGACUGGAGCACUGAGAGGUCAUAUGUUUGCACAUGGAACUUGAACCGUCGAGGUCUGCACAGCAAACAAGCUGACCUGGUCAUAGAUGUUUCUGCUGCAGUCACAGCCCUGUGCUGUCACCCCAAACAGCCAGCCCUCAUUGCAGGGGGUCUGUACAGUGGAGAGGUGGUAGUUUGGGACACCAGUCGGACUCACGACCCUAUCCUGGCUCAAACUGGAAUGUCUGCAGACAGUCACAGAGAGCCUGUUUAUAAGGUUGCUUGGGUGCCCCUGCAGAAGAAAGGAGAGUUUGGAGUGUUGAGUGCUAGCUCAGGAGGAAGGGUGCUGCUGUGGAUGGUGGACUCAGAUCAGGGCAGAUUUGUCCUGAAUGCUGCAUAUGCCAUAGUGCGCCAGCAAGUUCCCCACAGCAGCAGUGCCAGCUUAAAGGCCUGCGGCAGGAGCACUGUGGGUGUUACCUCCCUGGCUCUGUCUCCUUGGGACGCCGACACCUUCUUAGUGGGUUCUGAGGGCGGCCUGCUGCUUAGAUGCUCCUUCUCCUCCCAGACACCAGCUGCAGUGCCCUCAGAGGGCCAGAGUGUGAUGCUGAGAGCCCCAGCAGUCUUCUCAUUCAGGCCUCACAGUGGCCCCAUCCACUCCAUACACUGCUCCCCAUUCCACAGGAAUCUGUUUGUGAGUGCAGGGACUGAUGGUCAGGUCCACCUCCACUCUUUGCUGCAGCCCAACCCACUGGUCUCUCUCAGGAUUUCGAACUCCUACGUGUUUCAGGUGCAGUGGUCUCCGACUAGACCACUGGUUUUUGCUGCAGCCAACGGACAAGGUGAGGUGCAGAUUUUUGACCUGGGCCGCAGGUCUCCGAGAGCAGCAGCCACCAUUGGUCAGGGAGAUGCAGGUCAAGCUGCAACUUGUUUUGACUUCAACUGUCAGAAUCCUCACCUCGUAGCAGUGGGGAAAACAGAUGGGACAGUCGGUAUUUGGCAGCUGAGCACUGAUUUGACAGAGCAGAGCUCCAGAGAGAACAGCCAGCUGGAGCAGAUUGCCAAUCAAGUGGCAGAAUGAGACAUUACUUGGGACAGAUGAAACUGCUGCAAAGGACUGACUGAGCCUUGUCAGACAAGUGUGUUUAUAGUGAUUGCAAAUGUGAAAGUGAAAUAAAUACAGAGCAGAGGUUUCCAGUUCUAA